CCUCGACCUUUCCAUUUCCUCUUUGUUUUCCACCGUAUCAUCUUCUCCCUUCGGCUUCUUCGAUCCACACCAGUGUUCGAAUCCCAUCAGUGUUCGAUCGAGAGCUCGCUCCUCUCCAUCGUCAUCAUUGUCAUCAUCAUCAACGUCGCCAUGUAUAGAGUCGCAUCGUCUCGUCUCAAGGCUCUAAAGCAACCUGGAGUCGAUGCCCAAAGUCUGAAUGCUGCUAUUAGAUUUGCUAGCACCAGUGUAGCAAAAAGGUCUUCUGGUGGCUUCUUUAGCUGGCUCACAGGCGGACGAUCUAAUCAACUUCCUCCUCUAGAUUUCCCACUUCCAGGCGUCAUGCUUCCUCCUCCACUACCUGAUUAUGUAGAACCUGCCAAGACGAGAAUCACAACUCUUGCAAAUGGUGUGAAGAUUGCCUCUGAAACAUCUCCAAGGCCUGCUGCUUCAAUAGGAUUAUACGUGGAUUGUGGUUCUGUAUAUGAAACGCCUGCAACUAUAGGUGCAUCACACCUUUUGGAGCGCAUGGCUUACAAAACCACAACAAACAGGAGCCAUCUGCGCAUAGUACGUGAGAUUGAAGCUGUCGGAGGAAGUGUCACUGCAUCAGCUUCCCGUGAACAAAUGAGUUAUACUUUUGAUGCUCUGAAAACUUACAUGCCCCAAAUGGUUGAGGUGCUUAUUGAUUGCAUGAGAAAUCCCGCUUUUCUCGAUUGGGAAGUCAAAGAACAGUUAGAGAAAAUGAAGGCAGAGCUCGGAGAAAUUUCUAGCAACCCUCAAGGCUUGCUUUUGGAGGCUAUUCAUUCUGCUGGCUAUUCUGGUGCAUUGGCAAAUCCUCUGAUAGCUCCGGAAUCUGCAAUAAAUAAAUUAAACUCAACCAUCUUGGAAGAAUUUGUCGCGGAAAACUACACUGCUUCUCGAAUCGUACUCGCAGCGUCAGGUGUAGAACAUGACGAACUGGUAUCCAUUGCUGAACCGCUCUUAUCUGAUCUUCCCAAUGUAUCACAAUGUGAAGAGCCCAAAUCUGCGUAUGUCGGAGGGGAGUAUCGAUGCCAAGCUGAUUCAUCGAAGACUCAUGUUGCACUGGCGUUUGAGGUGCCUGGUGGUUGGCGUAAAGAGAAGGAUGCCAUGACUCUAACAGUACUUCAGAUGCUUAUGGGAGGCGGUGGCUCAUUUUCUGCUGGAGGGCCAGGAAAAGGGAUGUUUUCUCGGUUAUAUUUGCGUGUCUUAAAUGAAUUCCCUCAAAUCCAGGCAUUCUCCGCUUUUAACAGCAUAUACAAUGAUACCGGCGUUUUCGGAAUUCAUGCAACCACCGGUUCGGAGUUUGCUCCUAAAGCUGUUGAUUUGGCAGCUAGAGAGCUUCUUUCAAUAGCCACUCCUGGGCAAGUUGACCAAGCUCAACUAGAUCGUGCCAAAGAGUCGGCUAAGUCUGCUGUUUUGAUGUACCUGGAAUCACGAAUCGUAGCUUCAGAAGACAUAGGUCGGCAGGUUUUGACAUAUGGAGAAAGGAAACCUGUUGAGCAUUUCCUGAAAGCCAUAGACGGAGUUACAUUGAAAGAUAUGACUUCCCUUGCCGAAAAAAUCAUUUCUUUGCCGCUAACAAUGGCUUCGUGGGGAGAUGUUAUUCAUGUACCAAGUUAUGAAUCUGUGAGCCGUAAGUUUCUCGCCAAGUAAAAGUUUUGACAUCAGAUAAUUUUCUGUCCCUACCAAAUUUCAGUGUUUGUAUUUGCCGCUCCCUUGUCGUGGCAAUAACUGCAAAUAAUAAAAUGCCAAGAGAAUUGGCAAGAGCAAGUCCUUUAGGAUUAGUAACUUGCUUACAUAUUUAAUUUCAUACCCUUGUUUUUCCGUUGUUUUUGUCUAAGAAAUUAGAUUCGCCAAAAUUUCGCCGGUGCAGAUGUUAUGUUUGCUGCACCAGUCGAAUCAUCCUUUGUGCUCGUCUAUAAUUUGGAUAUGCAUUUGUAAAACACGUUCUCACUUCACCACAUUUGUGAAACCUUGUUGUUGAAUAUGAGAUUUUGAGCCUUCUUAGACUCUCA
This is a messenger RNA of Ananas comosus (pineapple), 2036 nucleotides long. RefSeq names its product mitochondrial-processing peptidase subunit alpha-like. The record is from RefSeq and is a predicted model, not a curated record. Gene Ontology annotation, cellular component: mitochondrion. The transcript is spliced from 13 exons. Bases 151 to 1674 code for a protein of 507 amino acids. Gene Ontology annotation, molecular function: metal ion binding. NCBI's taxonomy places the organism in Eukaryota, Viridiplantae, Streptophyta, Magnoliopsida, Poales, Bromeliaceae.